UAUUUUUUUUUGUCUAAAACCAUCAAAAGUUGUCAUGUAAGAUUUUUAAAUGCACGCUGAAGCUCGUAAUGAAUGUAAAUCCAACUCGUUUCUCCAGUAAAAAGUCGAAAUUUUUCCUUCUUUGUGUUACUUUUACAUUCCUGCAACGUUUCUGUGCCUCACAUGACGUUGAGCUCAAAUCUUACGUUAAAGGCAAAAUGUUAAUCUUAUUUUCCGCUAACACUUCUUAAUUUUGACUUUUAUUAAUCUAAAGCAACAAAAUUAUUGUAAUUGUGGAAUAAAUUAUCCCAGUAAUGUAAUUUGCUCCUCUGCUCCGCAGUCUGUUACUCCGAGCUUCAAUUUCUCCUCCUCUGAGUCCAGUUCUUCCUCUCACCUAAUCUCUCCUCUUCUUCAUGAUUCUCUCUCUUUUCUUACACCCUCCUCCCCACCCUUCGUCGCCUCGUCCCAGCGUCCCUCAUGCUCCUCAUCUUCAUGCCUCCCUCUCUUGUGCAUUCUUUCAGCUUGGUGCUGCGGAGACGGAUCACAAAUGCCUUUUCUUUGCUCUGACUUGGGAAUAACGCUCUUCUUCGCCACAUGAGGAUGAAGUCAAUCAACAAUACGAAGGAAAAACCAAGAGGACAGGAAGACGGAUGAAAUUAUAAUGAGGAAGAGUAGGAUGAAGUUUUGAAAAAAAACCUGGAGAGGGAGAGCGGAGGUUUGUGAUUCGUCUGUGUCCCUGUUAUUCUCUCUCUCCGUUCUUCGUCUCCUCCUUCAUUCAGUACCUGUUCAGUAGGAUUAACAUGACUUAAAAUUCAAUCAGCCCACAGCCUGACGGAAGAGCGUCAGUGCAGGCAGACAGAGCGCUGCUGCAGCUGUCGAGACCGACUGAGGGGCGAGAGCAGCGAGGAGGAGGAGGAGGGGUGUUGGGAUAGACAGAGAGAGAUAGAGAGAGGGAAAAAACGAAGAAGAGGGGGGAGAGAGAAAGUGAGAGAGAGAGAUGGGUGUUUUUCUGCGGAGCUGAGAUAGAGCGAGAGGCGCGGAGACGGAGAGAUGUGACUGCUCCAGGAGUCACGGAGGAAUGAUCCAGAAAACAAGAUUUCUAACGAUACGUCCGUCUCGACAAUCCCGCUUCCCUCAAUUUCCACCCAAGGUCAUGAGGAACGACUAAGUCAGAGUCGGGGAGUAAAUGUGCAUCGCACCGAGCGGGCAGGAAAUCACAGCUGGAAGUGGAGGGGAUGAAAGAUAAAAGACAAAGAAUGAACAGGAAUGAAAACCAGGAGGGAAGAAGCAAAGUUGAGCACGGCCAGGAGGAAAUCACAUCAAGACGCCACAAAUCGGAUUUUUAGCAAAGUGGAUUCUUGGAUCUCUUCAAAUUUUUGGAAUACGGCGCCGGAAUCAAGCAAGCAAAUCAGGAUUUUCCAGGUUUUUCUCAGUCUAUAAAAACCUAAGCGGAUAUCGUGGGAUUGGGAUUUCUUCAACUCUCUGAUUUCAAGAGGUUGACCUACAUCAGCCUUUUCCCUUUUUGCUGUGCGGAGGAGUGAGUGGGACAGGUUUCACCAGUAAAAACACAACCCGCCCAGCCCUGGGCUGGCCUCGUAUCAGCACAAACACCUGAGGCGAGAUCUGUGCUCAACACUGACACACAUCCUCAUCCACACACACAAAACACACAGACCUAAACCUGGAUAACAUGUGGAGCUGAUUUGGAUUAUAGAGGCGCACAGACGGAAAAGGUAACUGUGGGGCAGAAGCUUCUGGACUAAAGUUAACCACCACCACUUUGUUUUCCUCUUUUGUGAGAAUAAAUAAAAUGAACCUGAGUGUGUCUGUCAUGAAGUCAACCUACUGGAUCUGAGACGAACAUAGACGGGCUACAUAUAUAGUUUUACCGUAGCAAUUUAAAACACUGCUUAGCGGACUACAUAGCGACUGGUCUGUGGAAAGGCAGGCGAUCUACCAUGCUUGUCCCCCCACCCCUCCAUCCCUGCAGACAAUUGCACCUGCCCCGUACACAACUCCACCCAAAACAAAAAGCAGAGGGAUCAACACUUCCCUCUCUAUUCCCUUCAUCCAUCCUCUCCCUCUCAUUUCUCCCCCCUCUAUUCAUCUCAUCACUGUCCUCCUCAUCCCACCUCCUCCACUGUGCCUGCCCCAGGACUUCUACCAAACGAACCCUUCCAGAAUCCGUCACUUUCCCGGUGUUUCACUGGCUGACGCUGGUCACAUGCUGCCUGCUGCCCUCUCUGGUUGGAGCAGGGGAGACGUGGGGCGUCGUUUCGGCCUGCCCGUUCCACUGUGUGUGUCGAAACUUAUCGGAAUCGCUCAGCACGCUCUGCGCCGAUAAAGGCCUGCUCUUCGUACCGCCGCAUGUCGACCGGCGAACGGUGGAGCUGCGACUCGCAGACAACUUUAUAACAGAGGUGGGCGGGAGUGACUUUGUCAACAUGACCGGACUGGUUGAUCUGACACUGUCGAGGAACACAAUCCACCUGAUUCGACCUAUGGCCUUUGCUGACCUGGAAAGUCUGCGGUCUUUGCACCUGGAUGGUAACCGCUUGACAACGAUUGGACCUAAAGACCUUGCAGGUUUGACUAACCUGCAACACCUGAUUGUCAACAACAACCAGCUGGUGAAAGUCUCCGUCGAGGCUUUUGAUGACUUCCUACUAACUCUAGAGGACCUCGACAUGUCCUACAAUAAUCUUCGGAGGGUGCCAUGGGAGUCUAUUCAAAACAUGGCCAGUCUCCACACUCUGAACCUGGACCAUAACCUAAUAGACCACAUAGCAGAAGGAGUCUUUGGAGAGCUUUAUAAGCUGGCGCGGCUGGAUAUGACCUCCAACCGGCUCAGAACUCUGCCACCUGAUCCGCUCUUUGCAAGAUCACAGACGGGAGCAAUUAGUCCAACUCCCUACAAUGCUGUCAUAAGCCUGAAUUUUGGAGGGAACCCACUCCACUGUAACUGUGAGCUGCUGUGGCUGAGAAGGCUAAUCAGAGGGGACGACAUGGAGACAUGCGCCACUCCUACACACCUGGCUGGAAGAUAUUUCUGGUCGAUCCCCGAGGAGGAGUUUACGUGCGAACCACCUCUCAUCACCCGUCACACCCACAAGCUGUGGGUGCUGGAGGGACAGCGUGCCACUUUAAAAUGCCGUGCCAUCGGAGACCCUGAGCCAAUAGUCCACUGGGUUUCUCCAGACGAUCGCAUUGUUGCCAACUCUUCCCGGACCAGCUCCUUCAGCAACGGGACUCUGGAUAUCUUGGUGACGGUCGCCCGGGAUGAUGGAGCAUACACAUGUAUUGCGAUAAAUGCAGCAGGUGAAGCUACCGCUACGGUGGAUUUGAAAAUAAUUCCCCUGCCUCACCGAGGCGGGGUCAGUGGAAACACUGGGGUUAACGCCGUUAACGGAAAAAACAACAGGAGUACGACCAAUGGGAUUUUACGGACAGAUCCGGGUUCGUCGGAUAUCAGCACGGGGAAAAACGGAGGGAUUAACAACGGCGUGGGACGCGGAGCAGAGUCCGACGGUGGGAGUUUAGGAGAGGGAGAGGCCAACGAAGGAGAGAGCGGAAAAUCCUCUGAGGGAGAGAGGGUUGAUGGAGGAAGCAUGGAGGAUGACGAGGGGGGCGAGGAGGAGGGCAGGAUGGUUGGAGUACAGGGAGUGACCUCCACCUCGGCUCAGGUGCGAUGGGAUUUGGGACGUUUCUCUGAAGCGUACGUUGUGUGGAUGUAUCAGAUACAGUAUAACUGCACUGCAGACGAGACCCUCAUCUACAGGAUCCUCCCAUCAACCAGCGACCGCUUCCUGCUGAAGAACCUGGUUUCUGGGGUGGACUACAACCUGUGUGUGCUGGCCAUUUUUGACGACACAAUCACUUCACUGGCUGCAACAAAAGUACUGGGGUGCACCUCCUUCUCCACCAAGGAUGUUUACCCGGCGUGCCGCUCGCUCCAAGCCCACUUCUUGGGUGGGACGCUCACCAUACUGGUGGGCGGCGUCGUCGUGGUCACCCUACUCGUGUUUACCGUGGCGCUCAUGGUCCGCCAUCGGGUUUGCAACCACGGCGACCACAUGUUCUGUCAAAACGGCAACACGGAGGCUGGAGGUGGGGCCUGCUGCCAGGGUGGAGUGGGCGGAUGUGGGGACAAAGGGGGAAACGGGGGCGGGUGUUAUCAGUCCAACGGCUCUGGAGACGUGAUGAUGGUGGUCCUUCCCAACGGCCUGCCCUCUAAGAGAGGAGGGGAGGCGGCGAAAGACAAGGACAAGGAGAAAGACGGAGCCGAUUCCGCUUCCCCUCUGCCUCCCAAACUGCCCCCGAAGCCCCGGCCAAAGCCGAGAGUCAACCUGGAGCAGUUCCUGUCAGCGGGAGGGGUGGUUUCCACGACGACAGGGGCGGGGAGCGAGAUGGCCUUGGUGGUGAGGCAGAGGAAGGCACUGCUGCACAACCUAGAAAGUGAAAGAACUCCCCUCUACUACUCCCCCUCUCCUUCAUCCACACUGCCCCGGCAGUCUCGUUCCAGGGACCGCCCAAAUCCGCGCCUGGAGCGAGAACUGACAAACCGAGCCAGCUUCUCUCUGGCUGCCCCCCUGAGAGACUCGGAGCUGCUGGACUGGAGAAUCACACCCAGAGGCAGGGACAAAUGGAACUCCUCGCAGGCUUAUCAGAGCCCCGUCUCCCCUCUGAGCCCCGCCGGUGGGACAGUUGGCAAGCGGCGACACUCGCUCGACAUGGGCUCCUCUGUUGCCUUAGCAACCGAUGCGGCCGCAACUGUUGCCAGGCGCUACGGCGCCGUGAGCUGUGCCAAGCGUCUGAGCGUGAUCUGGACCAGACGGAGCCAGUCCCUGCACGGGAUGCUGGUGCAGUGCGCGUCGACGACGAGCGCCGCCUCGUCGAUGACCAGCGACGAGGGCGAGAGCGUCGGGGGACUCGGAGGUCCCGAUUUCAAACAUGGAUACAUCCACGCCUAUAACACCACCAACUCAAACUCAAACACUGGGACGAGCGGUGGGAAAGCAAAAGAGAGGAGUAAGGAGAAGGAGAAAGGUGGUGAAGAUCUGGAAGAAAGCGUGGUGUAGUCUGGAAAAGGCAGAGCAGGAAAAAGUUAAAGGCUUAAGGCAGGACGGUGAUUCAGGAAGGUGAUUAGAGGUGAAAUUAGAGGAGCGGAAAAUUAGAGAGGUGGGAUCAGAAUGAAGGAGAGGAGUCAGACUGAGUCACAGCCAAUUUAUUGCCCAGCAAGAAGUCCAGGAAAUUACAUAGAAGAUGGGAAGGAAAAAUUUUAAUUAAAUACUUUGGGUAAGAUGAAAAGAGUAAUAAUCAAAAAUCUAGACAAAGAGAGGGGCAAACAAUAUAAGAAGUAUGCGGCCGCAAAGAAAUCUAAUCAUGAAUCAUAAAAAAAGCAUCAGAAUGAAGGUUAUGUGGCAGAGUCAGGGUGAGCGAAGCUUACGGCAACAAAGCUGCGGUUCUCCAGAGUCCACCCACCCACCAACUCAACAAGCACCAUCAAGUGGAUUUAAACUGCCUCAAAAACAAUACCGCUGCUUCUGGAGGCUGCUGCAUUAUUUUGGCUCUCACUUCCAACACAGACCACCUUUCUGAGACGCUUUCCCAAAAUAAAAAUAAAACAAAAUAACUAAAAGAAGCACUGACUGUGAAAGAAGUGUCCGGGUGAGGAUUAUUAGGCCGUGUGCGCCUCUGGAUUAUGGGAGUAUAAAUACAGAGCCUGGUGCAAUGGACAUGAUCAAUCGAUACGGGGGUGGAAAAGAGAGGCAGUGGGACCACAGAUGCUAAAAGAAAAGUAUUGGGAUCACAAGUCAAUAUGGAUUACAAAAUGGAGGAGACGCGGGCCUGAUGGAACAUGUGAGUGUCCAUUUCUGAAAGAAGAUCAUGCUGCAUGUUGGAUAAUGGAAAGAAAGGAAUCAUGGUAAUGGGUGCAUAAGUGUUGGUGGAACAGACUGGAUGUGUAUUUGCAGACAGGGUCAAUCCAGUAACACACCAUCAGUUUAUAAAAAACAGGAAAAAAAAGAAGAACAACACGUUUAGUGCUUUCUGGGCAUGCUGGAGAAAGCAGGAAUUUGCACAAUUAUGAUAAGAGGUGUCCUAUCCAAACUGAAGUGCAACGUUUAAAGUUCAAAUGGAUACUUUCGGCACCGUAGCAUUGUCAGAGAGCACAAACUGGUGGAAAAAAAUCUAAUUUUCAAACUCAUUUUGUGUGACUUUUAGACUUAUUUGUGUCACAAGGGUUCAAAGUUUAAAACCAAACUGCUGAAUGUUGAAAAGGAGCCAGAAAAAUAAUUACAGAAUCACUAACAUUCACAGAAAGACUCACUUGAGACUCUUAAAUGCUUUCAAAAUAAAAUAAAAAAUAAAAAAUAAAAAUCAAGAGAAAACAUGAAAGUACAAAAUAUAUAUAUAUGGCAUAUAUAUAUAAAAAUGUUACUUGUUGCACCGUGUGUUUCUGUUUUUCUGAGGAAUGAUGUUAGGAGCAGAAUUUGAAGUGUGUGAUUUAUUUUUGUUCCUUUUAACAUCAAUAAUUCAUGAUUAGAACAAAAAACGUUAAUACUUGACGAAUAGUAAAGCUCAAGAGGAAAAUAAAUAAGCACAGAACAAAAACUGGAAAACGCGUACAUCCCAGUACACGGCCUCAAACUGAUGCCUAUAAAAACAGAGCCAGUUAGAUUUAUAAUGUUGACUUUUACUCAACAAUGGGUUUUUUUUUUCUGUUUUAUUAUUUCAUUUUUGCCAAAGUCAAUAUUGUUCUCUGGACUUGAUAUAAAUAAAAAUUACAUGUAUGGAAAAGA
Molecule: messenger RNA, 6779 nt
Organism: Xiphophorus hellerii (green swordtail)
Lineage: Eukaryota; Metazoa; Chordata; Actinopteri; Cyprinodontiformes; Poeciliidae
Product: leucine-rich repeat and fibronectin type-III domain-containing protein 4
Exons: 9
Coding region: 1938-5057 (1039 amino acids)
Molecular function (GO): protein binding
Source: RefSeq, a predicted model, not a curated record